ACGGAUCCCUUUAUAGUAAAAAAAUUUGCUCGUGCUAAUAACAAUUCUGUUAGAGGAUUUGAAGUGAUUGACCGAAUUAAGUCGGAGGUUGAUAAAGUUUGUGGACGUCCAGUUGUAUCUUGUGCAGAUAUAUUGGCAGUUGCAGCUCGUGACUCCGUAGUUGCUCUACAUGGACCAACUUGGGAAGUGCAACUGGGAAGAAGGGACUCAACCACAGCAAGUAGAACCACAGCCAACAAUGACAUUCCAUCUCCGUUAAUGGACUUACCUGCACUUAUCGACAACUUCAAGAAGCAAGGUUUGGAUGAGGAAGACCUUGUUGCUCUCACCGGUGGUCACACGCUAGGGUUUGCUCAGUGUUUCACCUUCAGGAAUCGCAUCUACAAUGAGACUAAUAUUGACUCCACCUUUGCGAGCCAACGUCAAGAGAAUUGUCCACGUAGUGGAGGUGAUUCCAACCUUGCUUCCCUUGAUCCUACACCGGCCCUUUUCGACUCGAAAUAUUUCAGUAAUUUGGUGUCCAAGAAAGGGCUUUUGCAUUCUGAUCAAGCAUUAUUUAGUGGUGGGGAAACUGAUGAUCUUGUUAAAACCUAUAGCAUGAACCUAAGGAGUUUCUCCAAAGAUUUUGCUGAAUCUAUGAUUAAGAUGGGUAAUAUCAAGCCAUUGACUGGGGAUCAAGGUCAGGUUCGUGUCAACUGCAGGAAGGUGAACUAAGCAGUGCUGAUUAAUGUUGCUAAUAAAAUAAAGUGUUUCAAUAAUUUGGCUAUUGUCAAUUGUUUGUGAUUUUUGUUCUUUUGUAACCUUUGUUGUUAUUACCUAAAAUAAGUUAAUUGUGAGCA
Lycium ferocissimum is the source of this 839-nucleotide messenger RNA. RefSeq names its product peroxidase 22.3-like. The transcript is spliced from 2 exons. The record is from RefSeq and is a predicted model, not a curated record. The annotation marks the transcript as partial. Gene Ontology annotation, molecular function: heme binding; peroxidase activity. Gene Ontology annotation, biological process: response to oxidative stress; hydrogen peroxide catabolic process. Lineage: Eukaryota; Viridiplantae; Streptophyta; Magnoliopsida; Solanales; Solanaceae.